This is a messenger RNA of Kwoniella shivajii, 2976 nucleotides long. RefSeq lists its product as uncharacterized. Gene Ontology annotation, biological process: protein deubiquitination. Gene Ontology annotation, molecular function: cysteine-type deubiquitinase activity. The transcript is spliced from 4 exons. The coding region runs from base 1 to 2976 and encodes 991 amino acids. NCBI's taxonomy places the organism in Eukaryota, Fungi, Basidiomycota, Tremellomycetes, Tremellales, Cryptococcaceae. The record is from RefSeq and is a predicted model, not a curated record. Gene Ontology annotation, cellular component: cytosol; nucleus.
AUGUCUCGAUUAUUAAGGGGUUUUGGUACUCCUAAGCAAGGCAACAACAAAGAUUCAUCCUCGAACGGAACAAGAUCAUCGAACAAUAAUAAUAAUAAUAAUCAAACAUCAAAUGAACCAGUAGAGAUUGCCGAUCUAGCGAUCAAUACGAAAUUCAUCGCUCGUGCAGGUCUCAACAAUAAAGACAAGGAUGCUGUUGGUGAAAAAGAAUUAUUGUUCGGAUUAGAAAAUUUUGGUAAUACAUGUUACUGUAAUUCUGUUAUUCAAGCAUUAUAUUCAUGUGAAGCAUUUCGACAAUUUGUUGAAUCUUAUCCAGAUGCCAAACCACCUUUAACAGCAAUCGCACCUUCACCUGAUAAAGAUGGUAAAUCAAUGGUACCAAUAUUGAAUGGAUUCGGUGGUGGUGGUCCAUUAAGUCCUCAAAUAUCUAAAGGUAAUCCAUUUGAAUCACCUUCUUUUUCGACAAAUCAAACUUCGGGGGGUUUAGGUACACCAGGAAGUCCAAUGACUCCAGGUGCAGGUGGAAAAGAAAAAAGAUCUUGGACAAGUUUAGGUAGAAGACCAACUAAUCAAGGUUCUGGUGUAGGUGGUAAUUCUUUACCUACUUUAAGUGCUUUACAAAUCUCUCAACAGCAAAAUCAAAAUCAGAAUCAACCCACUUCACCUACUUUAGAAGAUCCAAAAUCUAAUUGGAAAACACCAGAACCCAAUCCAAACCAAUCUCCUCCGUCUGUCUUUCAAACCAUUCAAACUCUUUUCAACCAUCUGACAAAUGCACCACCUCAUCAACCUUUACCCAAAAAAGAAACAAAAAACGGUGAUGGAGAAGCUCAAACUGCUUCUCUCUUGCCUGGUGCCCCAGUCCCUACGGAAGCUGCUCCAGGAAGUCCAACGCCAUCACUCACGACUUCAAGUAAUCCAAACGCGCCUCAAGGUCCUCCUUUGCUAGCUUCCUUGCCUCCCCCUUCGGCCGCCAGAGGUGGUGGGCCUUGGCAAGCAGGUAAACUGGGAAGGGGUGUAGUCACUCCAGAGGAUCUUCUUAGGACAGUCAAGAGAGAAAAUGAGAUGUUUAGAGGUAUGAUUCAACAAGAUGCUCAUGAAUUCCUUGGGUGGUUGUUGAAUCAAGUAGCGGAAGAGAUUGAACUCGUUGACAGACACUUGAAAACGUCCGGACAACAAGCUAAUCAUGGUAAAGGACCUGGAAAGACAUUUGUUCAGAGCUUGUUUGAAGGUAUCCUCACCAAUGAAACGAGAUGUCUGAGUUGCGAGACUACUUCGUCUAGAGACGAAUUGUUUCUGGAUCUUUCCAUUGAUAUAGAACAACAUACUUCCGUUACUCAUUGUUUAAGACAAUUCUCUGCAAGUGAAAUGUUAUGUCAGAAAAACAAGUUUUACUGUGAUUCAUGUUGUGGUUUACAAGAAGCUGAGAAGAGAAUGAAAAUCAAGAAACUACCUAAUAUCCUUGCCUUGCACCUGAAGAGAUUCAAGUAUCAAGAGACAACAGGUCGAUACGCUAAAUUAUUCUAUCGAGUUCCGUUCCCUACUCAACUCAGACUACCAAAUACCACGGAAGAUAUGGAAAAUCCAGAUAGAUUAUAUGAGUUGUUCUCUGUGGUAGUACACAUUGGAAAUGGACCCCAUCACGGUCAUUACGUGACACUGGUACGGUCUAAGGGUCGAUGGAUCAUGUGUGACGAUGAGAACGUUGAACCGAUUGACGAUGAUGACUUAUUCCGUUACUUUGGUGAUUAUCCUUCUGGAGCCGGUUACGUCUUAUUUUAUCAAGCUGUAGAUAUGGAUCUGGCAAGUCUCGGUCUGAAGGCCCCUACACCGCUUGAACCUGAACAGCAGCCUGAAGUCAGCAUCUCAUCAACGAUCUCAAAGCAGCCUAAAGCGGAAUUAAAAGACUUAAAAGAACAUCAACUUAUCGAUUUUUCGGAUGAAACUACACCUCCAAUCAAACAGGAACAGGAACCUGCUGUAUCUGUAUCUGUACCUGCACCUUCAUCGGUACCAGUAGAAGUUGAAACGCCGACAAAGAAAAGACAACCUCCACCUGCUCCUCCAUCUCGACGAACUUCAACCUCGGCUUCACUAACAACCACAACACCUACCAGUACUAGAACCAGACAAAACUCUUUCCCUAUUCCACCUACAACAAGAACAGACUCCACGCCAAUUUCUACACCCAAUGUGAAACCCAAUGGAGUUACAGAUAGACAAUUAGGCUUCGAUACUUCUUCACCCGUGAAAACUCCACCUGUACCUCCACCAUCCAGAAGAGCUUUAUCAUCCUUCAGAAACCCUGAUUCUCCCACUCCGACUCAAUCCCAAACUCAAACUCAAAUUCAGACCCAAGGUAAUCCAUCUUCUAGACCAUCAACUUCCGGAUCAACCACUUUUGGUGGAUUAGGUGUCAAUGUACCUAACUCCAUGCAUGGUACCAAUUCCGAAACUGUACAAGGAAUACCUAAUGGUAACGGAUCUGGAUCAUCGCCCAAUACCACCAACACGACAAUGUCAUCUUCUGUAAUCUCAACUUCAACUAAUUCAGAUGCCACAUCUUCUUUACCCAAUUCAACGACUUUAGCUAAACCCAUUCCGACAUCUGUCACGUCCGGACAAACUUCUGGCUCAACGACACUUUCACCUACUCAACAGCCGACUGGAAGUGUACCGAAUACAUCGAUGUCAUCUUCAGUCUCUUCAUCCAAUCUUGGUAUCGGAUUAGGACGUAAACCCUCGACCUCACAAGGUAAUAGAGAUAGAACUAUAUCAGGUUCUUCAACUACAAGCGGCAGUGGUAAUAAUUACGCAGGUGGAGGUAGUUUGAGCAGAAGAUUAUCUGGUAUGUCAGGUAAAUUAGGUAGAAGUGGAAGUAUGGCGUUUGGUAAAUUUGGUAUUGGUAAAAAAGAUAAAAAUGAUAAAAUUGGUGAAGAAGAGGGUAAUUCGAGUAAGAAAGGUCUAUUGAGUUAA